Messenger RNA from Protopterus annectens (West African lungfish), 2427 nucleotides. RefSeq names its product extensin-2-like. The record is from RefSeq and is a predicted model, not a curated record. Lineage: Eukaryota; Metazoa; Chordata; Ceratodontiformes; Protopteridae. The transcript has 3 exons. Bases 1 to 2427 code for a protein of 808 amino acids.
AUGAAUCACAGUAGUAUCCAGCCUUGUUCUUAUGGCACAACACCACGUGUAUUAAAUCACAGUAGUAUUCAGCCUUGUUCUUAUGGCACACCACCACGUGUACUGAAUCACAGUAGUAUUCAGCCUUGUUCUUAUGGCACAACACCACGUGUAUUGAAUCACAGUAGUAUUCAGCCUUGUUCUUAUGGCACAACACCACGUGUACUGAAUCACAGUAGUAUUCAGCCUUGUUCUUAUGGCACACCACGUGUAUUGAAUCACAGUAGUAUUCAGCCUUGUUCUUAUGGCACAACACCACGUGUAUUGAGUCAUAGUAUUCAGCCUUGUUCUUAUGGCACAACACCACAUGUAUUGAAUGACAGUAGUAUUCAGCCUUGUUCUUAUGGCACACCACGUGUAUUGAAUCACAGUAGUAUUAAGCCUUGUUCCUAUGGCACAACACCAAGUGUAUUGAAUCACAGUAGUAUUCAGCCAUAUUCUUAUGGCACAUCAUGUGUAUUGAAUCGCAGUAGUAAUCAGCCUUGUUCUUAUGGCACAACACCACUUGCAUUGAAUCACACACCACAUGCACUGAAUCACAGUAGUAUUCAACCUUGUUCUUAUGGCACAGCACCACAUGUGCUGAAUCACAGUAGUAUUCAGCCUUGUUCUUAUGGCACAACACCACGUGUAUUGAAUCACAGUAGUAUUCAGCAUUGUUCUUAUGGCACAACACCAUGUGUAAUGAAUCACAGUAGUAUUCAGCCUUGUCCUUAUGGCACAACACUAUGUGUAUUUAAUAACACUAGUAUUCAGCCUUGUUCUUAUGACACAACACCACGUGUAUUGAAUCACAGCGGUAUUCAGCCUUGUUCUUAUGGCACAACACGUAUAUUGAAUCACAGUAGGAUUCAGCCUUGUUCUUAUGGCACAACACCACGUGCAUUGAAUCACAGUAGUAUUCAGCCUUGUUCUUAUGGCACAACACGUGUAUUUAAUCACAGUAGUAUUCAGCCUUGUUCUUAUGGCACAACACCAUGUGUAAUGAAUCACAGUAGUAUUCAGCCUUGUUCUUAUGGCACAACACCACAUGUAUUGAAUCACAGUAGUAUUCAGCCUUGUUCUUAUGGCACACCAUGUGUAUUGAAUCACAGUAGUAUUCAGCCUUGUUCUUAUGGCACAACACCACUUGUACUGAAACACAGUGGUAUUCAGCCUUGUUUUUAUGGCACAACAUGUGUGCUGAAUCACAGAAGUAUUCAGCCUUGUUCUUAUGGCACAACACCUCAUGUAUUGAAUCAAAGUAGUAUUCAGCCUUGUUCUUAUGGCACACCACCACGUGUAUUGAAUCACAGUAGUAUCCAGCCUUGUUCUUAUGGCACAACACCACGUGUAUUGAGUCAUAGUAUUCAGCCUUGUUCUUAUGGCACAACACCAUGUGUAAUGAAUCAUAGCCUUGUUCUUAUGGCACAACACCAUGUUAGUAUUCAGCCUUGUUCUUAUGGCACAACACCAUGUGUACUGAAUCACAGUAGUAUUCAUCCUUGUUCUUAUGGCACAACACCACGUGUAUUGAAUCACAGUAGUAUUCAGCCUUGUUCUUCUGGCACAACACCACGUGUAUUGAAUAACAGUAGUAUUCAGCUUUGUUCUUAUGGCACAACACCACAUGUAUUGACUCACAGUAGUAUUCAGCCUAGUUCUUAUGGCACACCAUGUGUAUUGAAUCACAGUAGUAUUCAGCCUAGUUCUUAUGGCACAACACCACUUGUACUGAAUCACAGUAGUACUCAGCCUUGUUCUUAUGGCACAACACCACGUGUACUGAAUCACAGUAGUAUUCAGCCUUGUUCUUAUGGCACAACACCACGUGUAUUGAAUCACAGUAGUAUUCAGCCUUGUUCUUCUGGCACAACACCACGUGUACUGAAUCACAGUAGUACUCAGCCUUGUUCUUAUGGCACAACACCACGUGUACUGAAUCACAGUAGUAUUCAGCCUUGUUCUUAUGGCACAACACCACGUGUAUUGAAUCACAGUAGUAUUCAGCCUUGUUCUUAUGGCACAACACCACAUGUAUUGAAUCACAGUAGUAUUCAGCCUUGUUCUUAUGGCACAACACCACGUGUAUUGAAUCACAGCAGUAAUCAGCUUUGUUCUUAUGGCACAACACCACGUGUAUUGAAUCACAGUAAUAUUCAGCCUUGUUCUUAUGGCACAGCACCACAUGUAUUGAAUCACAGUAGUAUUCAGCCUUGUUCUUAUGGCACAACACCACGUGUACUGAAUCACAGUAGUAUUCAGCCUUGUCCGUAUGGCACAACAUCACUGUAUUGUAUCACAGUGGUAUUCAGCCUUGUUCUUAUGGCACAACACCACUGCAUUGAAUCACAGUUGUAUUCAGCCUUGUUCUUAUGGCACAACACCACGUGUACUGAAUCACAGUAG